Messenger RNA from Mercenaria mercenaria, 1355 nucleotides. Its product is annotated as serine-rich adhesin for platelets-like. Lineage: Eukaryota; Metazoa; Mollusca; Bivalvia; Venerida; Veneridae. The record is from RefSeq and is a predicted model, not a curated record. The transcript is spliced from 5 exons. The coding region runs from base 1 to 1296 and encodes 431 amino acids.
AUGUGUGCAAUGUAUCAGGAUAUACCAAAGAAAACUGUGUUUAAAGUUGAAGGGAAAUUAUGUGCUGCAUAUAAAGUUCUUGAAGAAGUAUCAUGUCCUAACGGUGACACAGCAGGUAUUAUAAAGGAUGGACAGACGUGCUCAGAAAUUGUAGCAGACGACAAUGCUGAAUGCUAUGAUACAAGUUUCGAGGCAACAUGUUGUGCGUCCUGCAAUGCGGUAGCUACAAGUAAUCAAAAUUGUGUAUACGGUGACAAAGCUUCGUGCUUUACGUUUCUGUGCCCAAGUUACACGGACCUGAGUACUUGCUGUGACACGUGUGCUUCGUUUAUUUCUACGUCACCAACAACAGCGUCGACGUCAACGUCAUCAACUUCUGUGUCGACGUCAACGUCAUCAACGUCUUCGUCGACGUCCUCAACUUCAGCGUCGUCAUCUUCAACGUCAAAUUCAGCAUCGUCGACUUUAACGGCAACCAUAUCCACCGCCUCGUCAACAUCUUCUACGUCAGGAAAUACAGACGGUUCUUCGACAAACGGUGGAGUGAUUGCCGGGGCUGUGAUUGGGAGUAUUGUGGGCGUGUCUUUUCUGACUUGCGGGGCAUACAUUGCCAUUAAAAUACUCAAAAAGAAAGAUAAUCAAGUAGCAGACGACUCAAGUUCAGGAAUCCCGGAAAAAGUCGACAGGAAUUCCGGAUACACUCCGGAGAAAUUGGACAUUUGCACCAUACUCCAAGAGAAACUAGACACAAACUCCGAUCUUCCAGGGAAAGCACUUCCCGUUGCAACAGCCGACUCGAUCAAAACUCAUGAAAAUGGAUACUUAAACACAGAUGGAAUUAGUCAAUCAAACAAAUGUAAUAAAAUUGAAACGCGUAGAAACAAUACAGAUGACACAGAUAACGUAGAUCAUGAUGAUGAAACAUCAUCUGAUUUAUCGAAGCCAAAUCCUGAAUUCCACGGUAUAAAAUCACAAAUGAAUGAGACAGACCGCCAAGACGCCGUAGAUCGUGUUACUAAUUGGAGUGACGUAGACGCUCGAAGACAGAGCUUGCCUCCCAUACGCGAGACAGCUGUUGAUGCGCCACCUAUACACGCACCACUACCACCUAUCUCUGCUCCGAAAAACACCCCUAAUAUUGACUCUUAUAAUACAGAAACCGAAACAAAGGUAACAGAUAAUACAGAGAAUGAAGAUAACGAAUUAAAAACAGAUCCUGACAAUUUCAUUAGUAACAGCAAAAAUAACAACGCUGAUGCUUCUGCACGGUCUAGCUUUAUUUUUCCAAAUUACUAGUACACGUAACUGAACUGGCAUUGUUAAAAAGUGGCUUCGUUUCGUAUAUUUGCAGACUG